This is a messenger RNA of Felis catus (domestic cat), 2303 nucleotides long. RefSeq names its product cytochrome P450 4F3-like. NCBI's taxonomy places the organism in Eukaryota, Metazoa, Chordata, Mammalia, Carnivora, Felidae. The record is from RefSeq and is a predicted model, not a curated record. The transcript is spliced from 13 exons. Gene Ontology annotation, molecular function: iron ion binding; oxidoreductase activity, acting on paired donors, with incorporation or reduction of molecular oxygen; monooxygenase activity. The coding region runs from base 167 to 1741 and encodes 524 amino acids.
GCAGCUGCCACGUGGGGAGGAGGCAGACUGGUGUGCCAGCAUUGGCUGACCCAGCCAAGCCCAGCCUCCCCUGGUUAGGAGGUCAGGGGCCAGGAACAAAGACAUGCCAGGAGGAGCUUGAGUGGAAUAAGUCCAUCCAGACAAAAGGACAAUCUCUGCCUCCAGGAUGCCGCAGCUGAGCCUGUCCUGGCUGGGACUCGGGCAGGUGGCAGCCUCCCCAUGGCUGCUCCUGCUGCUGGUGGGGGUCUCCUGGCUCUUGGCCCGCUUCCUGGCCUGGAGCUACAGCUUUUAUGACACCUGCUGCCGCCUCCGGUGUUUCCCGCAGCCCCCGAAGCAGAGCUGGUUUUGGGGUCACCUGGGACUGGUAAAGAGCAAUGAAGAAGGCUUGAGGUUCAUGGAGUGUCUGAGCUACAGCUUCUGUGAUGUUCACCUGUGGUGGAUGGGGCCCUUCUACCCACUUCUGCGGUUUGUCCACCCUAAGUUCGUUGUCCCCCUGCUCCAGGCCCCAGCCACCAUCGUGCCCAAGGACAAGUUUUUCUACAGCUUUCUGAGGCCCUGGCUGGGGGAUGGGCUCCUGCUGACUGCUGGUGACAAGUGGAGCCACCACCGUCGUUUGCUGACACCUGCCUUCCACUGUGAAAUCUUGAAAUCCUAUGUGAAGAUUUUCAACAAAAGUGCAGACAUCAUGCAUGCCAAGUGGAAGCGCCUAGUCUCAGAGGGCAGCACCCGAUUGGACAUGUUUGAGCACAUCAGCCUCAUGACCCUGGACAGUCUGCAGAAAUGUGUCUUCAGUUUUGACAGCAAUUGCCAGGAGAGCCCCAGUGAAUAUAUUGCUGCCAUCUUGGAGCUCAGUGCCCUUGUGGUGAAACGGCAGAGGCAGAUCUUCCUGCACCCGGACUUACUGUACUACCUCACCCCUGAUGGGCGGCGCUUCCGCAGGGCUUGUGACCUGGUGCACAACUUCACAGAUGCCAUCAUCCAGAAGCGGCGCUGCUCCCUCCUUACUGAGGGCUCCCAUGACUUCCUCAAGGCCAAGGCUAAGGCCAAGACUUUGGACUUCAUUGAUGUGCUCCUGCUGGCCAAGGAUGAAGAUGGGAAGGAACUGUCCCAUGAGGAUAUCCGAGCUGAAGCUGACACCUUCAUGUUUGGGGGCCAUGACACCACGGCCAGUGGUCUCUCCUGGGUCCUGUACAACCUUGCGAAGCACCCAGAGUAUCAGGAGCGCUGUUGGCAGGAGGUGCAAGAGCUCCUGAGGGACCGUGAGCCUAAAGAGAUUGAAUGGGACGACCUGGCCUUGUUGCCUUUCCUGACCAUGUGCAUCAAGGAGAGUCUGCGGUUGCACCCCCCGGUCCCAGGCGUCUCCCGCUGCUGUACCCAGGACGUCGUUCUCCCAGAUGGCCGGGUCAUCCCCAAAGGUGUUAUCUGCCUCGUUAGUAUUUUCGGGAUCCACCACAAUCCAUCCGUGUGGCCAGACCCUGAGGUAUACAAUCCUUUCCGCUUUGACCCAGAAAACAUCAAGGAAAGGUCUUCCCUGGCUUUUAUUCCCUUCUCCGCGGGACCGAGGAACUGCAUCGGGCAGACGUUCGCCCUGACCGAGAUAAAGGUGGUCCUGGCGCUCACGCUGCUGCGCUUUCGGGUCCUGCCCGACAAGGAGGAGCCGCGCAGGAAACCGGAGCUCAUUCUGCGCGCCGAGGGCGGGCUUUGGCUGCGGGUGGAGCCGCUGAGCGCGGGCCCCCAGUGACCCGCCAGCUCCCCCUGGCUUGGGAUCCACCCCGACCCUACAGACGCCCCCUGGCGGAUUCCCAGGACUAGAACUGUGUGGUCUCCUCUGCCGGGGAGCCACUGACAGCCAGCAGGGGGCGCUCGGGACCUGCGGGAACUCAGUGGGAGGGCGGGGGCGAGGGGUGGGGUGGAGGGGAGGCUGGUGUGUGAGCACAAGACCCUGGCAGCCUUUCCAGGUGACCACGGCCCCCCCACUCCCCCCGCCAUGCUGAUUGCGGGUUCUCCCACAGCCCAAUAAGGGCUUAUAUCCUGUAGGCAAUAGGGUGCCAUGGGAGGUGUUUGAGUAGGAGAGGGACCACCGUUAAACACUGACUGAGGGGCAUGUUUGAAGCUCAGGGUCACAGUGGAGAACCCAUAGUGGCACUACUCUCUGGCCACUCUGACCUCUGUUCUUAUCUAAUAUACCCAAACUUUUCUUACCCCAGAAACCUUCACUAUGUUUCCAUGGUCACUAUGUUCACUGAAACAAACAUAGAUGCUUUCUCCUGUGUGUCUGAUCAUUGCAAUCAUUGUAUCCGUUA